AUGGCGUCCCUCGGAGAUCAGUUCUUCUAUAUGGAUGCGCAGACGGACGACUGGGUGGACUUCGACCAAUUCCUCAACCUCCCGGCGGCCUAUGGCGACGAUUAUGCCGCAUCUGCCACCGUUUCGCCGGAGAUGAGUCUUCCCUACGAUGCUGAAACGCUCGGGAACGACCUUCCGGCCUUUUUCCAGUCGGCCUUCCCCGACAUGGUCGACCAUGGAGCUUUCGAGCAGGAUCAAUUCCUGGCCGACCACUCCCCCGAUUUCGAGCUGACGGCGGAUACUCCGGUGUUUGACGAUGCCAUGUUCAAUGCUUACCAGCCAUACGAAAACGGUUACUCUUUCCGUCAGAUGGUCGAGACGCAAGCCGCCGCCGACACCCGUGCUGCUUCCAUCAAGGAGAAGCGCCGGGAAGCCGCGAUUGCUCUACACCUACAGCGACUGUGUGAUUCUACUGCCCGUGACCUCGACAUGUCUUCGGAUUCCAACACCAGCUUCUCAUCCCCUAGCUGGUCGGAUUACAUGCGCGAAAGCAUAUCUCCGCAACCCGCCAGCUCUGGCAGCCCAGAAACGACGCCUGCUGCCCCUCCGCCAUCUGCCGCUGGAAACGGAGGUCUUGAAAUGGUUCUCGACCUGAACAUGAACGCCACGACCAACCUGCCAAAGAAGCAAAAGCCCCGUUCCCAGGCGCAGAAGGAGAACUACAUCAAGGCUCGCAAGUACGGUGCGUGCGAGAAGCACAAGAAGCAACACAAGAGGUGCAACUGCCUCGAAAAGGCUGCUGCUCGCGCGGGUGUCAACGAAGCUCCACUGAGCACUUCGCUCAGAGAACAACCUCACCGACCCCUGGUACACGUACCAGUCCUUCCAGAUCUGCGUUCCUCUGGUGUUCCAGGAAACGAUCCUUCCAUGAUUCCACGUGCUUCGAUCAAGGUUAUCAAGAGACCUACCAGCAGUUCUCCCGGACACGAUCCAUCGCGGGGAAUUUGUGCUGUCCUGCCGACGGUAAGAUCGACCAAGCAGGCCGGCGUCCCAAGCCACGACCGCAAAUACAGUAUCUCCGGCGUUCUACCCACGAUCCGGACUGUGCGCAAACAUACCGGCAGCGCGACGGAUCAAAACCUUCCGUACAAUGCCGCUGGAUCUAUGCCGGCAACCGCAAAGAAUGUUGUCAAGCAGUCCAGAACUUCCUCUGGUCACGACCCGUCCCGUCCGCACCGGAGUGUCCCUCAGUCUGUCAAGACGGCGAGCGAAUCCACCAGUUCCACGACCUGGCGCUGGAGAACAAUUGGGGUUCUACCCAACAUCUCCGCGCUUCCAAAAGGAGGCAGCAACAGAAAUACCGUACAGACAAAUCCAUCAGAUGCUGGCGGUACGUUUGGGAACCCACAUUUGCAGGUACGGCGUCCCAGACAUGGAAUGCCCUCGGGUCUUCCAGAAAGCUCGUUGCCGGCAAGUGGUACUCGCACAAGCCCGAUUCGCUCGACGCAAAGCUGUCGCAAUACCGGAUUCUUGGGUAUCCCAAGUUCUGCACCCAAUGCAAAGAUGCAAGGCACCAAUCUGCCAGUCGACGUUCUUGUUGCACUUUCGGAGCGUUCUCGUUCGGAACGUGUCUCUGUACGCUCUCCGACCGGCUCGAAGGCGACCUCGGAGUCUCCCGUCCAGACGAUAACAAAUGGAACAAGUGUAAGCUCGUUCACAAGUCGUUUUGUGGGUUCGAUCCUGUCGAUUUUUGGUCUUUGGCAAUCGCCGCUGUUGGCGUCCUCUGCCUCUCAACCCGAAGACUUUAUAUUUAGCUGCCUUUCUUUCUUUGCGAAAAAGUUGAGAUCAGCUAGAGGUGGCUUGCAACUCUUCAACACGCGGUCCGCAGGGCUCUGA
Penicillium argentinense is the source of this 1875-nucleotide messenger RNA. RefSeq lists its product as uncharacterized. The record is from RefSeq and is a predicted model, not a curated record. Bases 1 to 1875 code for a protein of 624 amino acids. Lineage: Eukaryota; Fungi; Ascomycota; Eurotiomycetes; Eurotiales; Aspergillaceae. The transcript has 2 exons.